UUCCCACCUUAUCUGUAAUCUCAUUAGUCAUUUCAGACCAGAAAAUGAGAAAAUCUUGCAACCAGGCUAACCUGCUGAAUACAAACAGUCUGUGUUUUCAGUUUGCUUAGCAAUGGGGUCAUCACUGUGGGUUACUAGCAAUCAUGACAAAGGGGAAAACCUUCCAGCAAUUUCCACACUCUUGUUCAUGGUGUUUACUCUGCUCUGGUUCUUCUGGAUUUGGAAGAAACCGAAUAGGAACCCUACACCUCCAUUGCCACCAGGCCCUCGUGGUUUGCCGCUACUCGGAUAUCUUCCAUUUCUUGGUACAAACCUCCACCUAGAAUUCGCAGACAUGGCAAGGGUUUAUGGCCCAAUUUACAAACUCCAACUUGGUACCAAGUUGUGGAUUGUGGUCAGCUCACCUGAGCUUGUGAAACAAGUGGUUCGUGACCAUGACACAACAUUUUCAAACCGUGAUCCUACAGUUGCUGCUCUAAUUGCCUCAUAUGGAGCAACCGACAUAGCCUUUGGAUCCUAUGGUUCAGAUUGGAGGAAGCUGCGCAAGGUGUUUGUGGGUCUGGUGCUAAGCAAAACCAACCUUGAUAAUUGCUAUGCUCUGAGAAAAGAGGAAAUGCACAAGUCGAUCAGUCAGAUAUAUCAUGACAAAAUUGGAACCCCAACUGAUUUGGGUGGGUUUGCAUUUUCCACAGCAAUCAACACAAUCUUGCGUAUGCUAUGGGGUGCCACUCCACAAGGUGAGAAGGGGAGUGACUAUGGGAAACAGUAUAGAAAAGUGAUGGCAGAAAUGGUUUAUCUACUUGGGAAACCAAACAUUUCGGACUAUUUUCCUGCGCUUGCAAGGUUUGACAUACAAGGAAUUGAGAGGCAAGCAAAGAAGGUUCAAUCCGAGAUUGACAAGAUUCUAACUUGUGCCAUAGAAGAACGGAUGAAGAAGCUGGCCUCGGGUGAAAAUGGGGGAGUACAACAAAAACAUGAAAGGAAGGACUUUCUGCAGUUGCUCUUGGAGAGCAAUAAUUCUCAUGAAGACGGUUCAACAUCCGUUAGGGUGCAACAAUUGAAGGGCAUGCUCGCGGAUAUUGUGGUGGGCGGAACUGACACUAAUGCAACAACAGUGGAAUGGGUUCUUACUGAGCUGAUGCAGCACCCAGAAGAAAUGAUAAGAGUUCAAGAAGAACUGACACAAAUUGUGGGGUUGAACAACUUGGUUGAAGAGUUUCAUUUGCCGAAAUUACGUCACUUAGAUGCUGUGAUCAAGGAGACAUUUCGCUUGCACCCUGCAUUGCCCCUUCUAGUGCCCCGGCGUUCAAGCCAACCUACCACCAUUGGUCGCUAUUACAUACCAAAAGGUUCCACUGUGUUUCUCAAUGCUUGGGCCAUACACAGAGAUCCAAGUGUUUGGGACGAUCCCUUGGAAUUUAGACCCCAGAGGUUCCUAAAUCCAAGCAAUAGCUUUGAUUACCAAGGAAAUAAAUUUCAGUUUCUUCCAUUUGGUUCUGGGAGGAGAGUAUGUGCCGGGAUUAACUUAGCAGAGAGGAUGCUGAUCUAUGCGUUGGCUUCAUUCUUGCAUUCGUUCGAGUGGAAAUUGCCUAAUGACGAAAAGCUUGACCUUUCAGACAAAUUUGGGAUUGUGACAAAGAAAAGCACUCCACUUAUUGCUGUACCAACACCAAGGUUAUCCAAUUUGGAGCUCUAUGCUUAAAAACAUUUGCCUUGGUGCCAAUGUUAAACAUGCAGCAAGCACUUAUAUUAGCUAUAGGUUUUUCUGGUCCAACUGUUCCCUAAUCCUUAAUUGUUGUAUGCUUCGAUAUAUAUUGUAAGAAUAAACGCAGAAAGUUCGAAAACAAACAUUUUGUGGUU
Molecule: messenger RNA, 1860 nt
Organism: Rosa chinensis
Lineage: Eukaryota; Viridiplantae; Streptophyta; Magnoliopsida; Rosales; Rosaceae
Product: flavonoid 3'-monooxygenase CYP75B137
Exons: 2
Coding region: 113-1702 (529 amino acids)
Molecular function (GO): iron ion binding; oxidoreductase activity, acting on paired donors, with incorporation or reduction of molecular oxygen; heme binding
Source: RefSeq, a predicted model, not a curated record